AUGUCCAUCCAGUUGUGGGAAAAUUCUUCGGCCAGUCAGCAGUAUGAAAUCGUGCAAGCAAAGGCGUUCAAAAGCUUCCUGGCACUCUCAUCCUGCAUUAUCUUCCUUUACAUUAAUGUUGUUAUGCUGUUCACUUUGAGAAGCAAGCCAGUGUUCAGUCAAACUCCCCGCUACAUCCUGCUGUACAACCUCCUCUUCGCAGACACCAUCCAGCUGGCACUGGGCCAGUUACUUUACAUCCUGGCAGCAGCCAGAGUGUACAUGGUACGCUAUGUCUGCCUAAUCAUCACCACGAUUACAAUAAUCACCACUGGCAUUUCUCCCCUCAACCUUGCUGUCAUGUCAUUGGAGCGCUACGUGGCGGUCUGCUAUCCACUGAGGCAUGCUAGCAUCAUCACCAUCAGAGGCACCACCACUGCUGUUGCUGUCAUAUGGGCCAUCUGCUUGGUAAAACAGCUAAUAAGCCUCUUAACGCUGCUCUUCCUGGAGACCAUGCCCUUACACAAUUUAAUGCAGGGUUUCUGUGCAAAGCAUGCCAUUUACCACCAGAAGAUUUUGGAAGACUUUGACAGCGGCUUCAUGUACACUGUGUUUGUGUUUGUGGGCGUGGUCAUCAUCUGCUCAUAUUUUGGUGUGAUCAUCUCGGCGAGGUCCGCCUCGACAGGCAAAGCCUCAGCUAACAAAGCUCUUAAGACAGUCCUGUUGCACAUGUUCCAGCUGGUUCUGACUCUUCUGUCCACCCUGGUCACCAGCAUAAUAGCGGCCCUCCACGGAAAAGUCGAUCAAAUCACUAUUACACGCAUGUACUAUGUUUUCUUUGUCUUCCUUGUCAAUUUACCCAGAAGCCUCAGCUGCCUGAUAUAUGGCCUAAGAGACCAAACCAUCAGAUCCCUCCUUGUCCAGCACCUAUGCUUCUGCCUCAGACACCACAUGAUGCCUGCUGGACAUUUGAAUAAGCACUGA
Molecule: messenger RNA, 963 nt
Organism: Myripristis murdjan (pinecone soldierfish)
Lineage: Eukaryota; Metazoa; Chordata; Actinopteri; Holocentriformes; Holocentridae
Product: odorant receptor 131-2-like
Exons: 1
Coding region: 1-963 (320 amino acids)
Biological process (GO): G protein-coupled receptor signaling pathway; detection of chemical stimulus involved in sensory perception of smell
Cellular component (GO): membrane
Molecular function (GO): odorant binding; olfactory receptor activity; G protein-coupled receptor activity
Source: RefSeq, a predicted model, not a curated record